Molecule: messenger RNA, 1874 nt
Organism: Nematostella vectensis (starlet sea anemone)
Lineage: Eukaryota; Metazoa; Cnidaria; Anthozoa; Actiniaria; Edwardsiidae
Exons: 4
Coding region: 47-1051 (334 amino acids)
Source: RefSeq, a predicted model, not a curated record
GGAAUCGAUUUCUUGAUUUGCGAUAUUCAGAGCACAAAGUAGAAAAAUGCUAAGGCGCGUUUUCGUAAACCUUGGGUUUAACUCACCGAAUGAGGCAAAGAAAGCCUUGAAAAGGUCAAAUCGUAAAGAUGGCGGUAUCAGGGCGCAGAAGGGAAGACUGUUAAAUCGCCCCCAAAUGGAGAAGAUUCGCACACUUCCUCCGCCUGGAGAGGUUAAGAUAGAAAACGUUCUCGACGCCACGCCUGCUAUACCACCAGCAAGCGCCCAAAGAACUAUGGGGCUUCCCUCUCAGGCGGCCACUGCAGAAGACAAUAGGAGGCUUGGUGCCCAAGUGCUCCGAGUGGUUAACGGCGGAGUGGCUACCACAGGGCUCCCGCGAACCCCGGGCAAAUCCCGAUUUACUUUUGCGAAGAAGGCAAAGGCCACAGACGCCAAGUCAACUCUCCCAGACAUCAGAGAUACUAAGGACAAAGCUUUCGUGAACCAGCGUACGACGGACCUACCCAAUGUCCGUGAUCUUUACACGAACAAGAAAGCGGUUCCUGUAGCAAGCGAGGGCGCUAUUGCGACCACAUCCAUCACCGGGUCGCACCUGGCUAUGACCGCCAUGCAAAGCGAGGAGGAGCCUGGGGCUUCUAUGGGGCACAAGACAGAACGCCAGAAAGCCAAAGAGCUGAAGGAAAUGAAGAAAGCGGGGUUAACCCUUAGACCCCCACCCCACCGAAACACCAUGGAGGACGAUGAUGAUCACAAGGCUCGGAUAAACAAGCUAAAGAGAGCUCGUAUUCGCCUUGCCAAGAACAGGGUCAACCCUGAGGUGAGCAAGCCUUUUUUGAAGUCACUACCAGAUGCAACUCCAGGGGCGGUUUGGUGCGAAAACUACGCGGUUCUACCUGCAAUUGAAUCCGCUCCACCCAGAACGGGAAUAUACUCCCGCCAUCUCCAGCCCACCCCUCCUCAGGCCAACACUCACUGGGGUACCCUCGGGUACAACACAAGUAUCACCCUCGGAUACGACCUCGUGAUGGAAGACGUGGACACCGACGAGUAGGGUUCAUGAUAUGUGAUAAGUCUUGGAGAACUUGAUUUGAGUAGAGAACGCACGGUGUUUCUGGCGCAUCGCCCUAUAUGCAGAUCAAGCAGCGACUGGUGACUUCGCCACUCGUGCUGUGACAUGGUGGGUUGUCCCGUUAGACACAUCAAGGCGGUGCGGUCUCCGCGACAGAUUGAGGUGAGGCGCCCAUGACCAGUGAUAAUCUCCUCUCUCUAUCGGGUUCAUGGAGGUGUUAUUUGCUCGGGGUUAAACGCUAUCUGUGGCAGUAUAAGGCGGGUACUCACUUGCCACAUUACAAGGCGUGCGAGGAGCUCAUAUUAAUCGUACGGCACGUAGUCAUCCCCGUUGAUCUUGAGCGCCCCGUCUUGUACUGUCGCUGUGAGUUCCUCUGUUGAUCGUACGGCACGUAGUCAUCCCCGUUGAUCACGGGGGCUUCGCAUUAUUAUGUCGCAGGGAGCGUUUUAUCAUCUAGCAAAUAAUGCCAGUGAACCUGAUGGAAAAGGUCUUUAAUCGCUGGCCAUAGUGCCUCAUCCCUUUCUGUCAGCGAACCCAACGCCUUGAUGUAUCUUAUGGAGACAACCACCAUUUUACCACACGUACAGCCAGGUCACAAAGGGAGCGCGUGUCUUGCGUUUGGCGAAGCAAGACGAGCCACAGAUUGGGCCCCGAUUGAGCUUUAUAUUUGUCCAUCGUAGUUUUUCUUUUUCCAGUACCUUCAUAUAACUAACUUUACUUCUGUCUUCUGUAAAUCUAAUAAAUUAAAAACAUACUCAAACUGAAUUUUGUAAAUAAAAGCAGCUGAAUUCUCUCAUUUAAGACA